Molecule: messenger RNA, 2481 nt
Organism: Schizosaccharomyces osmophilus
Lineage: Eukaryota; Fungi; Ascomycota; Schizosaccharomycetes; Schizosaccharomycetales; Schizosaccharomycetaceae
Gene: mug30
Product: HECT-type ubiquitin-protein ligase E3, found in association with TRAMP complex
Exons: 1
Coding region: 1-2481 (826 amino acids)
Biological process (GO): protein polyubiquitination
Molecular function (GO): ubiquitin protein ligase activity
Source: RefSeq, a predicted model, not a curated record
AUGCCGCCUUCUGCACAUAGCUUUACCCAACUUGCUAACCAUACUUCUCGGGUACAACAAUGUGAAUCAAAUAAUCAUGAGCAAUUGGGUUCAGAUAAGCCUCCUUGCACCUCACGAACCUAUUCUGAUGCACACAUAAAGGUAUCUGAAAAACUCAAGGAGCUUGUGUUUCAGCAGAUGGGUGGAAAUCCCGUAGGAUUUCGAUGGCCGGGAUCGUCCAAAGACAGUCAUAACAACCAUGGAAAUGAAGAAAUAGAAAUGGUAAUCGAGAGACCGUAUGAUGACAAUCCAACUAACAAUAUUCAGGUGGUGGGGACCUGUAUUUGCUGCAGAAGUAGUCUUCGAUAUCCAAAAACAGUGCCAUGCUUUCGAUGUGUUGUUUGUCUGACCAUAAACGACUUGCAUCCAGUCCAUGGCAAGUUGGACCAUUCUCAAAAGGAAGAUAAUCCUUCAACCAUCUCAGCCGCACUUGUGUUUCAAAAGAUUAAGGAAACACGUUCCUGUCUAAAAAACGCUAGACGGAAAAAAGACAAACAGACAUAUACUAUGGCUAUCUUGUCUCUGCAACAAUUCCUUUCCCGUUUGUUUCGCAACUCAUACAUACUUCUGCAAACCUUUUCUACCACCGAACGCGUGUACAAAACCUGUGGGCUCAAUUUCAACGAUAUAUGGCUGAUGUAUGAACAACUCAUGAGUUUAGAUCCAUCUAUUAUGGAAGAGGUAUUGAAAGCGACCGACUGUUUGCUUCGACGACCGAAACAACACUGUUAUGAUAUUACUCAUUAUCGGUUUUUGUUAAUUCUCCUGGAGAAUCCACUCAUUACGUACAAUAACAGAGAUAAGAAGCAUAGCAAAUUGGGGAUAUUAAAGAGAAUUUUGGGAAUUCUUUCCAAUCUUGGAAAUGAAGCGCAUCGAUACUUCAUUUGCUGGUUUACACAAGGCCCAUAUCGGAAAGCCAGUUUUUUUCGGGAUAAGGUAGACCUUGUCAAUGGAUUUAUUGGACAACGGUUGUCUAAGCAGUGCGAACGAAUUCAAUACAACUAUUCUUAUAAUGCUGACUGGCAGAUUCGUGCUGCUGCCAUCAGCAUGGCCCUCUUGUAUGGAGCAAACUGCCAAAUGAAUCUUGUCGUUAAAAGCUCUUUUUACUGUACCAUGGUUGACUAUGUCAACCUGAAUAAAGAUUUUGAACUUUGGGAGCAAAAGAGAAAUUAUUUUACAUUCUGCCAGUAUCCUUUCCUACUUUCCAUGGGAGCAAAAGUGAAAAUUAUGCAAUUUGAUACGCGCCGACAAAUGGAGUAUCGAGCAAGGGAGGCUUUUUUCUCUUCUAUCCUUUCAAAAAAAGCAGUCGAACCUUAUCUUAUUCUUCGCGUAAGACGGAAUCAUCUCCUGGCCGACAGCUUACGACAAGUGAGCAAACCAGGAAUUGACCUUAAAAAAUCUCUUAAAGUCGAAUUUGUGAAUGAAGAGGGCGUGGAUGCUGGUGGACUAAAAAAGGAAUGGCUUUUGCUGCUUAGUCGUGAAAUUUUUGAUCCUAGUUUUGGGCUUUUUGAAAGUUAUCCUGAUGAACAGACGGACUAUGUUUGGUUCAAUACUGAUAAUGCUUCCGUCAACAAAGAGUACUAUCAUCUUGUUGGCGUGCUCAUGGGUAUGGCUGUCUAUAACUCGGUGAACCUUGAUGUAAGAUUACCUCCUGUGUGUUAUAAAAAGCUUCUAGGUCUUCCUCUUACUUUAAAUGAUGUGGCAGAAUUUCGACCAUCUUUAACUAAUGGACUCCGGGCGCUGCUGGAAUUCGAAGGAGACGUUGAAGAAACGUACGGAUUGAAUUUUACUAUUAACGUACCAACAGAAAGGGGGUACAAAACUGUGGAACUCAUCAAGGAUGGGUCAUAUAUAAGCCUCGACAAUAAAAACAAAAGGGAAUACGUGGUAGCUUAUUCCGAUUAUUUACUAAACAAAUCCGUUAAAUCUCCAUUUUCGACCUUUCAAGAGGGAUUUUUAAAGGUCUGCGGAGGAAAUGCUCUCUCGCUUUUUCAGGAGCAAGAGAUUGAAAAAUUAGUUAGGGGAAAUGAGGAACACAUCAAUUGGGAUUUGUUACGUGCAACGUGCACGUACGACAUGUAUAAUCGCGAGACGGUAUGUAGGCAAAGCGGCAGGGUGCAUGAGAGACGGUCUCACAUGCUUAAUAAUCAUGCUGUUCAAAAAACCCUUGCAAUUGCUUGGCUUUGGGAUGUAAUUUUUAGCCUCACAGAAGAAAAACAGCGAAGAUUACUCGUUUUUAUGACAGGAAGUGAUCGUAUUCCAGCAACGGGAAUUCAAAGUAUCCAGCUUCGAGUUUCUAUACUAGGACCAGAUACUGAGAAGCUUCCAAUUGCUCAUACUUGCUUCAACCAGCUAUGCAUCUGGGAAUAUUCCACCAAAGAAAAAUUAGAGCAAAAACUAAAUCGAGCGAUAUAUGAAACGAAAGGAUUUGGGCUUCGAUAG